Adelges cooleyi (spruce gall adelgid) is the source of this 1112-nucleotide messenger RNA. RefSeq lists its product as uncharacterized. Bases 150 to 1046 code for a protein of 298 amino acids. The record is from RefSeq and is a predicted model, not a curated record. The transcript is spliced from 16 exons. NCBI's taxonomy places the organism in Eukaryota, Metazoa, Arthropoda, Insecta, Hemiptera, Adelgidae.
CGGUCGACAUAACAGAUUCUAUUCGACAACUGUAAAAAAACCUUUGAAGCAGUCGGUUUAACUAACAUUGAAUUUGUUUAACACAUAGACCUUCGAUAACAUUUAAUCCACUAGUCCUAUUUCACUAUACACCAAGGUCAUAAAUAAAAAUGAAAAUUUCCUGUAUUUUGAUAUCAUUAAUCUGCGUUAAUGUCAUAAUGAUGGCAAAUAUAGGUAUAUUGAACUAUAUAGAGUUAGUUGAAAUUUCAAACGCGCAACUCCAAAAAGCUAAAGUCGCUAACGGAAAGGGAUUGGAGAAUGUACUUACAAACAUGAUAGAUGUAGAACACUAUAAUAUGAAGAAUUAUAAUCAAAUGUUCACUGUGCCGGAACUUGCAGAAACUCACAACUAUAACCUUCUACAAAAAGCCAUAAUGACAGAAAAAUAUGAUUUGCAACCGAAAAUAUUCGAUAUUAUAGGAAACGCUGUUGAUGAACCUAAAAGUAUUCCGGUGGCUGAUGAGAGUAACCAAAGUAAAGAAACUUCAAAAUGCCUCAAACUUGGCGAAACGGCGAAAAAUAUUGUUACUAAAAGUUUUAAAAUGAUAGGUCGUGCUCCGCAUGAUAAUGAAAAGCAAAGUUAUUAUCCUGAACCUGAUGACAAAUUCAGAAGAACUUACAUAGCUUACGCAGCUACUCGUUCUCAAACUUCACGAUUGAAAGAACUUGGAAAGGCGAGAAGAGAUAUUACUGGAAACGCUAUAAUAAAUGUACUUACCCAAAAACUAGAUGAGUUUAUUUCGGGUGGCCAGAAAUAUCCUGUUAAAAAGAUAUGUGUUUUGAUUGGAAUAUGGGUUAGUCUAAAAAUGAUUUCAAACACGUCCCCUACAAACAACGGUGAUGUAUGUGAAAUAGAACUAUUAGGGAAUAAAAGCAAAAAAUUUGUUAUGUACAGACCAUUGGACGGCAUAUAUUGUCAAAUAAAAGCAAACGACAUUAAUAGUGGAACGAAAAAACUAACUGCACAACUACGAGAGAAUUUAAGUAUUCCUCUUGAGUUUAUAUAAUAAAUAAAUAAAUUUUUCACAUUGCACUAAUUUAUUUUAUUUUGAAUAUAUUUAUUUAUUGUUAUU